AUGCUACUCACACCAGCCAAGAUUACCAGAAUGGGAAGCUCAGCAACUUCUAGUGACGGAAAUAGUAAAAAUAGUAACUCUCUCAUGCGCACCAUAGUUUCUUCCCUUAUGGUUAAGCCAAUAACAUCUCUCACCAAUACUGUUGCAAACAGUAGAAGUUCUCGUCGGAAUAGUUCUCCGAAUAAAAUUACGAGGUAUGAUUUGAUCAAAGCUGCUGCUGAGAAUGACUCCAAAAGAAGCAAAAGCCAGGGACGGGACAAACCCAGAAGAAACUCUAACGGUAAAGAUAAUGAAGAAAUCCUUGUGGCUAAUACUGCUUCAGAUAUCCAACGGGCUAGAAGUAGUAUAUAG
Saccharomyces mikatae IFO 1815 is the source of this 351-nucleotide messenger RNA. RefSeq lists its product as uncharacterized. The transcript has a single exon. The record is from RefSeq and is a predicted model, not a curated record. Bases 1 to 351 code for a protein of 116 amino acids. NCBI's taxonomy places the organism in Eukaryota, Fungi, Ascomycota, Saccharomycetes, Saccharomycetales, Saccharomycetaceae.